AUGAAGGACUUUCCUACUUGUUUUGGUGAGAAUGGAGUUCAAGUUGCCGAUUCUUCGUCGUCGUCGAGUGCGGCGAGAAAUGCUCAAAACAAUAUGGUUACUAGUGUCUAUCAAUGCCGGAUACGGGGGAGGUCUUGUCCGGUUACGGUUAAUUGGAGUAAGAAUUUGGUGGGUCAUCUUCUCACUGUUGGGAUCCAUGAUUGUGUUUGUAAGGUGGAUGUUAAACCGUGGGUUUUCUCUAAGAAGAAAGGUUCCAAGAGUCUUGAGGCUUUUUCGGCUAAAAUUGAUGUCUUUUGGGAUCUUUCUUCGGCUAAAUUUGGUUCCGGGCCUGAACCGUUAGAAGGGUUUUAUGUUGGGGUUGUUGUGGAUCGGCAGAUGGUUCUUCUUCUUGGGGAUUUGAGGAAAGAAGCUUUCAAGAAAACGAAUGCUGUACCGUUGCCGUGCGGUUCCGAUGGAGCUGUUUUAGUAGGCAAGAAAGAGAAUGUUUUUGGUAAGAAGUUGUAUGGUACAAAGACUGUGUUUUGUGAUAAUGGUCAAAUUCAUGAUCUUGUGAUUGAAUGUGAUACCACGAGUGGUGUUAGUGAUCCAUCUCUUAUAAUUCGCAUAGACAGCAAAAUUGUGAUGCAAGUGAAUCGGUUGAGGUGGAAGUUCAGGGGGAAUCAUAUAAUCCUCGUUGAUGGAAUUGCGGUGGAAGUUUUUUGGGAUGUUCAUAAUUGGCUCUUUGGUACUUCUCUUGCAGAUGCUGUUUUUAUGUUCAGGACGUGCCUCUCCGCGGACAAGUUGUGGACUAGACAACCCCUUUCUUCUGAGGAUGCCGGUCUGCUUCAAUGGUCUUUCUCUGAGAGGUUUUCCGAGACCAAAUUUCCGGGUCUUGGUUUUUCGCUUAUUUUGUAUGCGUGGAAGAACGUGUAG
This is a messenger RNA of Lathyrus sativus (Indian pea), 912 nucleotides long. The record is from the annotation of a GenBank genome assembly. Lineage: Eukaryota; Viridiplantae; Streptophyta; Magnoliopsida; Fabales; Fabaceae.